Messenger RNA from Colletotrichum fioriniae, 1371 nucleotides. NCBI's taxonomy places the organism in Eukaryota, Fungi, Ascomycota, Sordariomycetes, Glomerellales, Glomerellaceae. The record is from RefSeq and is a predicted model, not a curated record.
AUGGAGGAGGCACCCGAUAGCCAACAGCAGCCACAACCCGCCGCCGGCUCUGCUUCCUCCGCGGGGGCACCACCUGCAACCGCUUCCUCUGGUAACUCCGCCCCUCCCAAUGCGCCUACGCCGUCAAGUAGCUCCAAUGCUGCUCAGCUGUCCAAGAGGAGGAGAGGCCUAGGAGUGGUCACGCCCAAUGCCUGUACCGAGUGUCGCAAAAAACGAGCAAAAUGCGACGGACAAAGACCUUGCGGUCGGUGCAAGGCCCAGAAGGACGUAGAAUGUGUCUACGAGGUCCCAGUCCGCCAAUCCAAGGAGAAUCUCCGAACCGAGCUCGAGAAUUUGCGCCAACGCCAGAAAAGUAGCGAUCAGGUCAUUGCCGCCCUCGUUCGCCCCGAUAUGUGGGAGGAUGUGUUGCAACGAUUGCGCAAUGGACAAUCGCUUGAAUCAGUCUCGGACUGGAUAGGUGGUGCUGGUGGUGGUGGUGCGAGGAGUUCCUUUGCACGCCUAAACGAACAGUCCAGCGAUACAAGCGUAGGCCCAGGGACUCGCCCAGGGGGAUUUCCGGCGCCCAUCAGAACCAGGAAUCUAGGAGAUCAUGGCUCCGUGGCCAUGAGCCCGAUUACUGGGCAGUCUGGCUUGCGCCAGGAGAUUGAUCCGAACAGCCCUUGGCACCCAUCAUCACAUAGCCAGAGCACCCGAAGUAACUCUCAUCCCGACGCAAUGAACUGGAGCGCAGACAACAAUAGGCCGCCACAGGGGCUAUUCGACACCUGGGCUGAGUCGGCGAGUAACACGGAAGCCUCCGAAGGCGGCUCGAAGCAUCAGGGCGCCGACCAGGUGCUAGCCCCGUUAGAAUUGCCUCACAUGAAGCUGCCCCCCGAAGAAUGGACGAACAUUACGGACGACGGCUCGUUGGUACAACAUUUGCUGGCUCUGUACUUCUGUUGGGAAUAUCCAACCUUUGCGUCUCUGAGUAAGGAGCAUUUCCUCAGGGAUUUCCAAAAUGGCGUCCAACGCUAUUGCUCCCCGAUACUCGUGAAUGCGCUUCUGGCCCUCGGAUGCCGUUUCUCCAGUAAGCCGAGCACAAGAGCGAAUCCCAACGACCCGUACACCUCUGGCGAUCACUUUUUCAAAGAAGCCCAGAGUCUAUUCUAUAAAGAGAAAAACCACCACAAUCUCACAACCAUCCAAGCUCUGGGCAUAAUGUCUAUUCGAGAAGCCAGCUGCGGCAGAGACUCGGAAAGCUGGUACUAUGCCGGACAAAGCAUUCGUCUUGCUAUCGAAAUGGGACUUCAUCAACUCGAGGAAGAUGGAGAUGAUGACGAGUUUGCGGUUCAGGCUGCAACUUUCUGGGGCGCAUUCGCUCUCGACCAGUGA